GUCGACUCCUGAAUGUGAAAGCAACUUCUUCCUGUUCAGGCCAUUGUACAAAACAGCGCAGUCACUGAGUCAAUUCAUCCAGUCGGGAUCAUUGAAAAAUCAUCUCCAGUGAUGAAAAGGUGUCAGACAUUCACGUUAAUUUUCCUAACACUAAUAUUCGUCAUCUUCCUUUUCAUAAGCCCCUCAUUUGAUAACGUUUUAUUUAGAGUGAAUGAGUUUACAAUCAUACUGGCAAACCACUUGCCCAAAAUAGCCUCCGUUGGCCAAACGAAUUCAGUCAUGUCUGCUCAGGCCACCCCUGAAAACACAGUGAAUGUGAGACGUCCACACCCAACCACAGAGCCCGGAAUUAUGUUUUUACAGAGCUCCAGUGAACUAAACCCUUCCCCACUGGUCAUGUGCAGCAUUGAAUCAGCAGCUAAACUGAACCCAAACAAACCGGUUUAUUUUUUCAUGAAUGCAUUCAAUGGGAGUGUAUCCAUGUAUCGAGAACCUGAGUACAAAGGCAUUGCUCUACUUUCUUCGUUAAAGAAUGUGAUUAUCUUGUCCUUGAGCCCUGAAGAAUUAUUCAGCAACACUCCCUUGGCUGGAUGGUAUGAGAAGGUAGAUCCCAGCAAGGAAAGGCAUUGGCUCCAUGUACUUGCAGAUGGCUGUCGGCUUGCCUUGCUGUGGAAGUACGGGGGCAUCUAUCUGGACACGGAUAUCAUUUCACUCAAACCCUUGAAGUUCCAAAACUUCCUCUGUGAACAAUCAAGUAAUUACGCUAAUAAUGCAGCUUUGGGGUUUAACCGCUCACAUUCUUUUGUCAAGAUGUGCUUAAAAGAUUUUGUUGACAAAUACAAUGGAGCAGCUUGGGGCCAUCAGGGACCUACCUUGAUGACCCGGAUGUUGAAGAAAUGGUGCGGUACUGAUAAUCUCAAUGACUUCCUCAACAAAGAUUGCAAAGGGAUUGUGUUCUUGUCCAGCAACUGGUUCUACCCAGUUCCAUAUCCAAAUUGGGGAAGGUACUUUCAAAAAAAUAAAUGGAAUAAGAACAAUGAUACUAUUGAAAAUGAAUUCUCAAAGACCAAUGGAGUGCAUAUCUGGAAUUAUAUGAUUGGUCAUCGGAAAGUUGAAAUCAAAGGUAGUCGAUCGAUAAUAGAAUACUUCUUCAGUGAAUACUGUCCAAGCACCUACAAAUCUAUUCCAUUACAGAAAGAAAAACCUGAAAAAAAAUAG
Messenger RNA from Stegostoma tigrinum, 1218 nucleotides. Its product is annotated as alpha-1,4-N-acetylglucosaminyltransferase-like. The record is from RefSeq and is a predicted model, not a curated record. The coding region runs from base 112 to 1218 and encodes 368 amino acids. NCBI's taxonomy places the organism in Eukaryota, Metazoa, Chordata, Chondrichthyes, Orectolobiformes, Stegostomatidae. The transcript has 3 exons. Gene Ontology annotation, biological process: protein O-linked glycosylation. Gene Ontology annotation, molecular function: acetylglucosaminyltransferase activity.